Molecule: messenger RNA, 3267 nt
Organism: Brenthis ino (lesser marbled fritillary)
Lineage: Eukaryota; Metazoa; Arthropoda; Insecta; Lepidoptera; Nymphalidae
Source: the annotation of a GenBank genome assembly
AUGUACUCAUUCGAAGGAGAUUUUAGACGUAAACCACAACAAAAUUUAGCAGGUGCUAGUGCUCAACAUAAAACAGACAGAGAUGCAUUGAUACUUCAAUUGCAACAGCAAAGACAGAAACGAGAGGAACACAGAAAACGAUUACAUAGUACAAUAAAAAUACAAGCCUACGUACGCAGUUACCUUAUAAGAAAACAGUGUAAACAAAGUGAAAGAGAAGAAUUUGACAGUAUCUUUGCUAAAGUUAAAAACAAUGAUCAAACAUUGAUUACAUUACUUCUGUCUAAAAUACUGUUCUUCUUUGAUGAUAAAAAGGAUUGCACAAGAUUAGUGUCAGUCUCUCAACUGCUGUUAAAGCAAUGGAAAAGAGUAUUACAAAGAUGUGGUUCUUCAAUACAAAUUAGACGUUUAUUGGCCCUGCAUCUUCGAUUGUUGAGAAAUGAUAAUGAGAUACCUUUAGCUGUUCCAUUGAGGAUGUUUGAAGUUUUCACUUCUGUAAGCUCAGCGGAAGACUCAAUGAAUUGCGAUGAAGCUGUUAAUAAAAUAGGAGCAACAUUUUUGUAUUUAAUUAAAAGAGGCUAUUUUCAAGACUUACGACAGUUGUUAUGUAAGAAGACACCACCCCUGUAUGGCCCUUCACCAAACCCACCUACACCAUUAUGUGGGGCCUUAUUAGACCUUUUAGAAAGACCUCUGCAACUUACUACACAUGUUAAUGUGCCUGAGUAUGAUGAUACAGUAAUGACAGAAUUUACUUCGUCGUUUCUCUGCAAUCCAUACCCUGAGCCAGUGGAAAUGUACAUAAUACCUGCAAUGACACAUAAUUCUCAUAGAAGUUUUCCAUUUUUACCACUCUUGCAGUGUUUGACUGAACAUAAGUUUAGUUCAGGAAAGAUCUCCAAUGAUUCAUGGCUUUUGCAUACCAUACUUACAUUGGAACCUCCAGGAUUUGCCACUGAGAUACAAAAAUUGGACAACACAAGGCUGCCACACAACAGAAUCGUUCUAGAAUAUUUAAAAAUAAUUGCCAAUUUGACAGUUAAUGUAUGUAAUAAGCAAAUAACAUACGACUAUGAGGAUUCGUUAUACAGUAAAGAAACAGCGGCAGAUAAUGACGAUGAUAGUGACAGUGAAAAUGAACCAAAUCCAACAUCAGUACGGGAACAAAUGUUGUUAACAAAAUGUAUAGAAAUAUUAAACGAGCCAGACCGCUGUAUCAUGGUGACAUGUUCUCAGAUCACAGAAAGUGACUUGAGCGAUGAGUUCCUAGAUAGUAUGUCAAAGAUAUGUCACAAUCUGUUACUAAGUCAUAGGAUGGCCUUACACAAGUACAGAUUACUAUACACAUUGGCGUUCAAACCGAUAUUCCUGCGCGGUCUGUGGCAUUGGCUGAGCGGCAUGAGCCACCAGUCCUCGUUCGGGGGCUCGGCCACGCCGCUGCUGGCGGCGCUGUCCAAGGGCAUGGGCGCGGACGGCUCGGCCAUAGGCGUGCAGCGGCUGCUGGCGCCGCUCGCCGUGUUCUGUGCGCUGUUCUCUUUGUUGAUCGGCACGUUGCAUGAUACUGAGUUUUUCAGGGAUAUUGAUGGUGAUGAGAAAAUGAGUGUUGCAAGCACUUCAGCUCCCACUCCAAGUGCAGGACGUAUCCAUGCAUUUGACUUCUCAGAGCUUGGAGGUCUCUGUCGUACUCUGAAGCAAGUGUGCUUGGGUUUGGUGGAACUGGCCUAUCCUGAAUCACGGCCAUUCUUCACUGGACAAUAUAAAGACGCGGUUGGUGGUAAUCAGAUGGAUAUAUCUGAGAGAAAUCAGACACCCGCAUGGGCCCAUUUGUUUAAAGUGUGCACGCAGCUGCUGCGGUCGCUGUACGCGCGCGACGCGCGGCUGCAGUUCUGCGGCGGCGCGGGCGCGUGGACGGCGGCGGGCGCGGGCGUGGGCGGCGCGGGCGCGGAGGCGGCGCUGGCGGCGCGCGGCCCGCGCCCCGCGCGCCCCUACCGCGCCGUGCCCAGGGUGGCGCACACUGAUCAGGAUGAAGGACCACCAUUAAUAAUUAAAGAACUACGGACGGUUACAAUAUUAAGAGAAAUCCCAUUUGUCGUUCCGUUUUCAACGAGAGUUUUAAUAUUUCAAGGACUUUUAAUGAGGGAAAAACAUGCUCAUUGGUAUGAAAUGAGUAACUUCAACGAAGGUCCAUCUAUAAUUAUAAGUGUGCGGCGGACGCAUCUAUAUGAGGAUGCUUUUGAUAAAUUAAGUCCUGAUAAUGAGCCGGAUCUCAAACUAAAGCUGCGGGUACAAUUAAUUAACCAAGCGGGCGCGGAAGAGCCCGGCGUUGAUGGAGGUGGUCUUUUUAGAGAAUUUCUUUCAGAAUUACUAAAAUCUGCUUUUGAUCCUAACCGGGGUUUAUUUAGAUUAACGAAGGAUAACAUGUUAUACCCUAACCCUGGUGUACAUUUACUGUAUGACGAUUUCCCCAUGCAUUACUAUUUUGUUGGCAGAAUGCUAGGAAAGGCGCUUUACGAAAACCUGCUAGUAGAGCUACCGCUAGCGGAGUUCUUCCUUGCCAAGCUGUGCUCGACGCGCGAGCCGGACGUGCACGCGCUGGCAUCGCUGGACCCCGGCCUGUACCGCGGCCUGCUGCUGCUGAAAGCGCACCGCCGCGAGGACGUGCCCGACCUCGGCCUGGACUUCACCAUCGUCAGCGACGAGCUCGGCGAACAGCGGAUAGAAGAGUUAAAACCGGGAGGUGCCAAUAUUCCUGUUACGGCUGAAAAUAGAAUAGAGUAUAUCCAUUUAGUAGCUGAUUAUAAACUUAAUAGACAAAUAAGAUCCCAAUGCAUAGCGUUCAAGCGUGGGCUGACGUCGGUGGUGAGCGCGGAGUGGCUGCGCAUGUUCUCGUGCCGCGAGCUGCAGCUGCUGGUGUCGGGCGCGGAGGUGCCCGUCGACCUCGACGACCUGCGGCGGCACACGCAGUAUGGCGGAGGUUUCUCGGACACCCACCCUGUGGUGCAGAGUUUCUGGAAGGUGGUAGAAAACUUCUCAGACGCGCAACGUCGACAGCUGCUCAAGUUCGUCACUAGUUGUUCCAGACCACCCUUACUGGGCUUUAAGGACCUGCAGCCGCCAUUCUGCAUCCAGUCGGUGGGCCCGUCGGAGCGGCUGCCGUCCGCCUCCACCUGCAUGAACCUGCUGAAGCUGCCGGAGUACCCGCACGAGCGCGUGCUCGUCGAGAAGCUGCUGUACGCGAUACAGGCCGGCGCGGGCUUCGAGCUUAGC